GUGGGCUGGCCACAUGCUUUAGAUAUUGUCGUUAAGAUCGAACAUUUUCGCGAACUCAGUCCUUCGAGGGGCAGGAAAAGGGCUUAGAACGCCCCGGUUUAUCUGCAUCAUAAGUCUCACGUGUAAUAACCCUCAAACAGGGAGAUCAUUGAAAGUUAUUCUCGAAAUACAAGUUCUCAGGCCUAUAACCAAGUAUCACGAAAGCGAACAUGAAUUCACUCGCGCAGAACUCCGAGACGGUUCCGAUAAGCUCCAAAUCACUACACAGAUUCUAUGAGCCGAUUGUCCUUCUGAAAGCUUUGAAUGUUGAGAUGAAGGACGCUGCCGAAUUUGUUGAUUCUGACGAAGCGGGAUAUCGAAGAGACCCGGAAGAAAAAUUCCAAGCCUUCGUCUAUAAACUGGCCCACGUAUGCGACAGUGUCAAGGGAAACCAAGGCGGUACGAUCACCUCGGUCAUGGUGCUGGAGCCAAAUUUCGCCGAAGGUGACAUUGCCGAGUACCGGUUCGCCUCUAAUAGCCGGACUGAAGAUGAAGUAGAGGUCACCUCGGAGUUUGUAAGGUCGCUUCUUGGUCACCUUCGCUCUGCGACAUUCCCAAAUGACGAGGCCGCUGUGCGGGGACGCUUGCUUAGACAUGUCCUUCUAUUCAAUCGAAGUCGGAUCGCAUCAUACCUGACGGCAAUCCAUACGGAAGUUCAACACUCUCUUGCCAAGUGCUUGAUCGCUCAUGACGACGAAGAAUGCAGCACGAUUGCGACGACUUUGAUGAGUAUUCUGGCCUUUCUUGAAUUCAAUUGGGGCAAAUAUGCUUCUGAAACCGAAUGUGACAUACCGAUCCCGAGACCCAUUCGGUCGAAGAGCAUGAAGGCGGAAGGAAUUGUCGGGCGUAUGACGUCCAAAGCAGAAGAUAUCGAAGUACUUCGGGGUUUCGUCAGGGAUCUCCAGCUUCAAAGCCUCGACGCGAGGAUCGAAACUGAGUAUACGAAGAACACUUUCCGGCCAAUUGUUCAUUCAGAAAUUCUACUACUUGACAACCUCGAGAAAAGCGGCCCCAUCACUCAGGAGAGGUUCUUCCACGGGUGGAUGUAUAUCGGCAGCAGCAAGCCUCUUUGUCGCUUGUGCCAAUACUACUUCGAGAAGCACCGCUCCCGAGUGGAACACCGCAAAAGCCAUCUGAACUUGUACAUCAGUUGGAGGGUGCCUGAUGUCCUAGUGUCUCAGGGCGCCGAGGGCGUAGAAAGAAGACAGAAGAUGAUGAACAGAAUGACCGAAAGAGUUCGCCGUGACGUAUUCGACUUGAUACGGAAGAGAGUCAAGCCAACGCACAGAAAUCACGAUAGCUUCACUUCUUCAGUGAGAUUCACUCUGGAUGAGAGGUGGACCAUGGCCUCUAGUGUCUCGGAUGUUGCGUCGCGCAUUGAAGGCUUGGCUUUGGAGGAUUCUGAGGAUGAUGAACAAGGUGGGGUUGCCUUGGAGAAGACAGAUAUUUAG
This is a messenger RNA of Colletotrichum navitas, 1490 nucleotides long. RefSeq lists its product as uncharacterized. NCBI's taxonomy places the organism in Eukaryota, Fungi, Ascomycota, Sordariomycetes, Glomerellales, Glomerellaceae. The coding region runs from base 210 to 1490 and encodes 426 amino acids. The transcript is spliced from 4 exons. The record is from RefSeq and is a predicted model, not a curated record.